AUGAAGAAGAAGCGAUUCUCUUUUUUCUGGACCAUUUUCUGCUUGACUUGCUUGCUUGGAUUCACACAUGGAAUUCCUGGAGAUGUGGACGUCCUUCAGAAGUUGGGCCUGGUGGGACCAAGGACCUCCGACUUCUCUCACGCUGUUCCUCAGGGAGUUGUCCCAUUCCGGUUGGGAGUCAUCCUCACCCAGCAGGCACGCCUCGAGGUGCCCUCCAGCUCCAUUAUCCCCGUCCCCAUUGGCCCAGACCUGACUCUCGUGUUAAGCGUGUGCUCCUUCCGGGUCAACAGUGCUUUCCUCUUCACAGUCAAGAGCAAACGGAAGAAGUUGCAACUGGGCGUUCAGCUUCUCCCGGGCAAGCUUGUUGUCUACGUAGGUCAUAAGCGCUCCGUCUACUUCGAUUACGACGUCCACGACGGACGGUGGCACAACUUUGGCCUCGACAUCCGAAGCGGGACGGUCACCUUGCUGACCGCUUGCGGGAAAGAGAAGGUGCACGCGGAUUUGCACAAUAAGAAAGAGAAGACCUUGGACCCGGAAGGCUCUUUCCUCCUGGGGAGACUCAACCAACGCUCGGCCCAGUUCGAAGGAGCCUUCUGCCAGUUUGAUAUUUAUUUUUCCCCCAAGGCCAGUCACGAUUACUGUAAGCACCUGAAGAAACAAUGCAGGCAAUUGGAGACUCUGCGACCGGACCUCCUGUCCUUUUCCCCGUUGAUGUCCAAAGAUCUGAGAACUUCUGAAAUGACUCCAAAACAGUCGGACCUCGCAAGGAUGGGCUUGAUGAACCUGACCACUAUGGACCCUCCCUUGACGGUCUUCAAGACGCCUGCUUCUCGGAGGGAUAGGAGGCUGCAGGGAGCGUUGGCCACAGUUAGAGCUCCUAAAGCACCAUCUGCAGCACCAACCAUGAAGGUGAGGUCCACCGUGGCCUUGCCUCCUGCUCGGACGAUUGCAGAAGCGUCUCAACCCGGCCGUCAUCUCCAACAGAUCGUCACGACUUCCAGGACAGCUCGCCGGACAACCGCCAGAGUUUCAGGGGGGGCUUCCGCUGUGGAGGAACUUCAGCCAGAUGUUCUGCGUUUCCCAAACUCAACGGUGAACUUUGGCAUAGUUCCGGGUAAGAAAGAGACAAGGAAAACAUCCCAAAAGCCGAGUAGCCAAGGAGUAACCAUGAGGUCCUCUCGCAUGCUGAGCACCACAAACCCAACGAUGGAGAGUAGAAGGAACUCCUCCAGUAGACGUUCUCCAGUCACCACAAAGCACAAGCUGGAAAAGGUCACUGGUGGCCCUGCAACAAAGACAGUCGUGAUCCAGCCAGCAGGGAAGACAUCCACUCCUACUGUGGCUACCAUCUUCUACACCAAACCAGCCCUUGAAGGGCCUUAUCCUGUUUAUGAAACGCAUGGACAAAACUCAGAGGACAUCACUCUGGCUGCUGUUGAUGGCCUCCAGGACUUCAAUCCUGUGGGACCCACCCUGUUUCCCUUUGUUAUUGGCCUCCCUGGGUGGAAAGGAGAUCCAGGACCACCGGGUCCUCCUGGUUUACCUGGGAUCCUGGGCCUUCCUGGCAAGCGAGGACCACGGGGACCUCCUGGCCCUCAUGGAAACCCUGGCCGACCUGGGCCACCUGGCGCGAAGGGCCAGAAAGGAGACCCCGGAUUAUCACCUGGGAAAGCACGAUAUGGGCAGAAGGGUCAUAUGGGCUUGCCUGGGUUGACAGGAUUUCCUGGAUCACCUGGUAGAAAGGGACAGAAAGGUUAUCUCGGUCCAACAGCCACUCCGGAGAACCUAGUAUGCAAUACUUACAGUGGCAAUCGAGGUGCUCAAGGAAACCGAGGAGCCAAAGGUUAUCCUGGCAGGCAGGGAUUACCUGGACCGAUAGGGGAGCCUGGCCUAAAAGGGAGCCAGGGGUACAUUGGCCCACCGGGGCUUUUAGGAAUGCCAGGGGCCGAUGGGGAAAGAGGAAUCCCCGGAGUUCCUGGAAGAAGGGCAAGAUCGGUAGGCCGUCCUGGUUUUCCGGGCGAGAUGGGGGAACGUGGGCCACCAGGUAGCGAUGGCAACCCGGGAGACUUAGGAGCGCUUGGUCCCCCUGGAGUCCCUGGCCUUCUUGGCGAUGUAGGUGUUCUUGGAGAAAUGGGCUUCCCAGGACCAAAAGGACUAAAGGGGUUGAUGGGAAAUCCAGGAGAACAUGGACUGAAAGGUGAUAAGGGUGAGGAAGGGAUGGCAGGCAUUCCUGGAGAAAUUGGUUUCCAAGGGGACAAGGGUAGCCAAGGAUUGCCUGGGAUGCCAGGAUUACGAGGAAAACCAGGCACAAUGGGAAGAGUUGGUGAAAAAGGUCCAGCUGGAAUUCCAGGCCCACCUGGCCCAGAGGGCUUCCCAGGAAGCAUCGGCCCUCCGGGGGAAAACGGCCCCGAAGGUAUUAAGGGAAAGCCUGGCGCGAGGGGUUUUCCUGGUCCCAGAGGAAUGCCUGGCCAAGAGGGCGAUGAAGGGCCACCAGGUCCCUAUGGCCCCCCAGGGGAAGAGGGUCCUCCUGGGCAGAAGGGGUUCCCUGGCAAACCAGGCCCGGAGGGCUUAAAGGGUGAGCCAGGAAACCGAGGACGGCUGGGAAAAAUUGGUGACGAGGGUCUGAUGGGGUUCAUUGGUCCAAUCGGGGAACCUGGCGGUGUUGGGGAGAAGGGAGACCGGGGCACAGUUGGAUCACCGGGGCCAAUGGGCGUCAAGGGGUCGAUGGGUCACCCUGGAAUAUCCGGAGAAGUUGGGGAGCCUGGCCCUCCUGGACCACCAGGGUCCCCAGGAAUUCGUGGCUCCCCAGGUAUAAGAGGACCUAAAGGCCGGCGGGGCGCUCGAGGUCCUGACGGAACACCAGGUGAAUCAGGGCCCCAAGGUCUGAAGGGACAGGUCGGCGAGAAUGGGAGAGACCGGAUGCUCGUGGCUUCCCUGGACCCCAAGGCCCACCUGGCCCACCAGGAAGUUUGGGAGAAAUUGGACAUAAGGGCGCUCGAGGUCCUGACGGAACACCAGGUGAAUCAGGGCCCCAAGGUCCGAAGGGCCUCCCAGGGACAGGUCGGCGAAAUGGGAGAGACCGGAUCUCGUGGCUUCCCUGGCAUUCAAGGAUCUUCUGGGCCCCAAGGAGCAAAAGGACCUCCUGGAGACUUGGGACCCCAAGGCCCACCUGGCCCACCAGGAAGUUUGGGAGAAAUUGGACAUAAGGGACCUCCUGGUGCAGCGGGACAAAGAGGGCUUCCAGGAGAACCUGGCAUGAAGGGUGAUCUUGGUCCACUGGGGAUUUCUGGAGAGCAAGGAUUGGUUGGCCAACGGGGAGAACCUGGUCUUGAAGGAGACAGUGGCUUAGCGGGACCAGAUGGACUCAAGGGUGACAAAGGACAACCAGGCCCAGAAGGGGAACGUGGGGAGAAAGGACAAGGUGGGAUGCAAGGAAAAGAAGGGGCUCCUGGCGUUCCUGGAACCCCGGGUGUCCGAGGCCCAGAAGGAAAACCUGGCCAUCAAGGAGAAAAAGGCAAAGCUGGACUUAAGGGCAGCAAAGGGCACGAGGGGCAACUUGGAGAGACGGGCCCACCUGGAACUAUGGGUUCAAAAGGGACUCAGGGUCCCAAAGGAUCAAGAGGCACCCUCGGACCUAGGGGACCUCCUGGCCAAAUGGGGAUUGAAGGAGAGAUGGGAUUAAAAGGCUAUCAGGGACACACAGGUUCACCAGGCCCCAUUGGAUUUCCUGGACCUAAAGGGGAAAAGGGAGAACAAGGUGAUGACGGGAAGAAGGAAGGACCCCCUGGGCCACCUGGAGAAAGAGGUCCCGUCGGCAACAGGGGAGAUCGCGGGGAGUCUGGAGACCCUGGUUAUCCUGGCCGAGAAGGAAUUGACGGCGAACGAGGAAAUUCCGGGCAGCAAGGUUUGCCUGGACAUCCAGGACCCCCAGGAAUCCCAGGCCUGAAAGGAUCCAAAGGGACUCCGGGUCAACAAGGAAAACGGGGGCUACGGGGUGCAAGUGGCAGCCGAGGAUUGUCAGGUUCUCUUGGCCUGCCAGGCCCCCGAGGGGUCGUUGGGCGAGAGGGACAAGAGGGCCCUUCUGGAGUUGACGGGAUUCCUGGAAAAGAGGGCAACCACGGGCAAAAAGGUGAACAAGGUGAGGAUGGGGAAGAAGGCAUCCCGGGAAUGCCGGGGAAAAGAGGGAACGUUGGAGUCCCUGGCUUACCUGGAGCACAAGGUCCCACCGGAUUCAAGGGAGAAAGGGGUGUGCCUGGAGAGACUGGUCCAUUGGGGAAAAGAGGUUCUCAGGGUGGAAUGGGACUCCCUGGGACCUCCGGUGAUCCAGGACCCAAAGGACAGCCGGGAGACUUCGGCGAAUUGGGAUUACCAGGGAUUGCUGGGCUCUUUGGGCCAAAGGGGCCACCUGGAGAUCUUGGCUCGAAGGGCAUCCAGGGCCCUAAAGGUCCCCAAGGACUCUGGGGCUCAAAAGGUGUCAUUGGUCCAGUUGGGAUUUCAGGCCCACCAGGAAACUCUGGUCCAAAAGGAGAGAAAGGGAGCCCAGGGGAAACGGGUCUCCAAGGUCCAAGGGGUAUCCCAGGACCCCGUGGACCUCCAGGCCCCCCGGGCCCACCAGGAAUUCAAGCUACGUUUGGGCAAGAUGACUUUGAUGCAGUUUUCCACUCCAUGUUUACUGCCAGUGCUGCCUUCAGAUCAGAGAGCUACGAACAGAUGGAUCUCCCAGCGAUGGAUCAAGGAGGGGAGAUCUUUAAGACCCUGCACUACCUCAGUGUCCUCAUCCAGAGCAUCAAGAGGCCCGUGGGGACAAAGGAGAAUCCUACCCGUAUUUGUAAAGACCUUAUGAACUGUGAACAAAAGAUGCAGGAUGGUGUGUACUGGAUGGACCCAAACCUCGGCUGUGCUUCAGACAGCAUUCAGGUCACCUGCAACUUCACCCAAGGAGGUCAAACCUGCCUCAACCCUAUCACAACAUCAAAGCUGGACUUCGAUAUUGGAAGAGUACAGAUGAAUUUCCUUCACCUCUUGAGCUCUGAAGUAAUUCAGAACAUCACUAUCCAUUGCUUGAACAUGCCGGUUUGGCCGGAAGGACCGUCCGAAAGGACCUCUGUCCGCUUCAAGGCCUGGAACGGGCAGCUCUAUGAGCAGGGAGGGCAGCUCACGCCGGACGUUGUGGUGAACCAUUGCAAGAUUCAAGAUGGCCAGUGGCACCAGACUCUCUUUACCUUUCGGACGUACGAUAUCCAGCGGCUGCCCAUUGUAGACAUUUCUAACCUUCCGCCGAGCAAACCGGGGAAGGAAUAUUUCCUGGAGGUUGGGCCAGUGUGUUUCCUCUAGAAGUCAACAUCCUUGGUGCUUCACCCUUUGGCUUCUUUCCAGAAGAGAGGCGGCGUCUUCAGCCGGGGGGGACUCUUGCCCACUUGGGCAUCUGUAAACCCCGAGAUUUGGGACUUCAGCACUGGGACCUCGUCAAAUGAGAAGACUUUGCAGAUCCAUCCAUUUCUCCAUCUCAGCGCGGGGAGAAAAAGUUCAAAAAGAACCCCGGUGGACCUGAAGGAACUUCAGAGAUGGCCAGUUGAAGUAGACAUUCUCCACCCAUUCUCAGCCAAAGGAGAGAGAGAGAGAAAGUUGCUUGCAAAAAACCCAAAAUCUUCCGUGCAGUUUUUGGGUCGCCAAGCAUAAUAUUCCGGAAUCCAGGUCCCUUUUAAAAAAAAAAAAAAAUCAAGCAGAGUUUUGCUGGACAAGACAAAGGAAGCAACUUGGAAAACCAACGUUGCCAUCUUAUGACGAUAAGAUUAUUAUUUUUUAAAUCUGCUCACUGUUCUGGAACAGGAAGGAUUUUGAUGUGCAAUAUUAAACAGAGAGAUGAGAAAGAGAAGAGAGAGAGAAAUAUAUAGAUAUAUAUAUAUUAUUUAAGGCAAAAAAGAAAAAAAACCUAAAGAAAAGCCAGGGAGAUUCUUCUUCCUUUUGGAAAUGAAAAAAUCAUCCCCUUCGACGCAGGGUGGUAAGGGGAGAUAUCCCCACCCACCCACCCACCGCAACCAAGUGGAAAGGGGUGAACAAACUUUGGUGCUACAUUGUAGAAAGAGAAAACAAAAGAGAGGAAAAAAGAAAGAGAGAGAGAAAGAGAGGGACAGGCCUUUUCAAUUUGAUUCUACCUCUCACUGUGAAAAUACUUGGUGCUCUUUUAUUUUUUAAAGAAGUUGUAAAUAUAUAUAUAUAUAUAUA
Thamnophis elegans (Western terrestrial garter snake) is the source of this 6228-nucleotide messenger RNA. RefSeq names its product collagen type XXVII alpha 1 chain (gene COL27A1). Bases 1 to 5337 code for a protein of 1778 amino acids. Gene Ontology annotation, molecular function: extracellular matrix structural constituent. The transcript is spliced from 66 exons. Lineage: Eukaryota; Metazoa; Chordata; Lepidosauria; Squamata; Natricidae. The record is from RefSeq and is a predicted model, not a curated record.